AUGCAUGCUGAGAUUAUUUGUUUGCUUGAAACUCGAGUCAAAGAGAUUAAGGCUCAAAAUGUUAUGACUCAGUUUGUGGAAGAGUGGAGUUACUGCUGGAAUUACAGUUGCUUAGAUAAUGGUAGGAUCUGGGUCCUGUGGAGGAAGAAUUUACAAUGUUCAGUUCUGAAAGUGGAAGAUCAUUUUAUUUCUACUCAGGGUUACUUGGUUGGUAGAAGUGUUGUUGUAUCUACGGUGUAUGGUAGCAAUAAUGGUGUUUCAAGGAAUGGGCUAUGGAAUAAACUCUCUAAUGUUAGUUCUUUGGUUGGUAGUAAUAUUUGGUUGGUUGGGGGAGAUUUGAACAUUACUGCUGAAGCUAUGGAGAGCUCAAAGUAUGAGGAUGGGCACCUCACAUCAGAAAUGGAGGACUUGAGGAACUGUAUGACAUAUUUGGGUCUAGUUGAUCACCCUUUUUUGGGCAUGUGUUUACUUGGCCUAAUAUACAUGAAGAGAGCUUCAUUGCCAGAAAAUUGGAUAGAGUUAUGGUUAAUGAUCAAUGGUGUGAGGAAUUUCCAAACUGUCAUGUGGAGUUUCAAGCCCCUGGAGUUUUUGAUCAUUGCAUGGCAGUUGCUUGCUUUCAAUAAAAGAUGCUUUGCUAAUAUAACUGAGAAAGUGGCUGAAAAAAGGAUUCAAUUGGAGAAACAACAGCUAUUGAACCUCUCUGGAGAGAUUCUUGGUGAUGUGGCAGUUAAAAGAAAGAGAAACACAAUAAGGGUCCUAGUUGAUGAGGGUGGGAAUAAAUUGGAAACAUUCGAUUCCAUAGCUGAUGAACUUGUGAACUAUUUUACAAGGCAUAUUGGUUCUGUUGAUGAUGUUGUGCAGGGGUGUACUAACAAUUUGGUGGUAGAUUUAUUGGGGUACACCCUUCCUGCAUGUGCUAAUGAAGACUUAGUCAAACCUGUCACUAAUGAUGAAAUUAAAAUGGCUUUAUGGAAUCAAGGCAAGGAUAAAGCCCUUGGCCCAGAUGGAUACACUGUUGGGUUCUUUCAAUAUGCCUGGGACAUUAUUAGAGUUGAUUUUAUUGCUGAUGUGAGACUGGUUGGAUACCUUCCUGAGAUGAUUGCUCCUAAUCAGUCAGCCUUUGUGAGGGGGAGAAAUAUUGAAAGCAAUACACUCUUGGCUCAAGAGCUUGUCAGAGGGUAUGAAAGAAGUUCUAUUUCUCCUAGAUGUGCUAUUAAAGCUGAUUUACAAAAAGCCUUUGAUUCUUUAAGUUGGAAGUUUUUGCUUGCUGUCUUGAAGGGGUUAGGGUUGCCAGAACAGUUUAGGGGUUGGAUUGAGGCUUGUGUUAUGGAUUCUAGAUUCUCUAUUAUUCUGAAUGGUAGCCUUGUGGGAUAUUUUAGAGGGAGAAGAGGGGUUAGCCAGGGGGACCCUUUAUCCCCUUACUUAUUUAUCAUUGCUAUGAACAUCAUGUCCAAAUUGCUUGAUGUUACUGCCUCAGAAAAAAAAUUCAGUUUCAUCCUAAGUGCAAAAGAUUUGGAUUCAAUUGUUGGGGUUAAAUGUGUUUUGGAUAGGUUUUAUGUGAUGUCUGGGCUUAGACUUAAUGUCUCUAAGAUUGAAAUAUACAUUGUUGGUAUAAAUGAAAGGCAGAGGACUCUGAUUCAAGAGACUACUGGAUUUACUAAUGGUUGUCUCCUAGUGAGAUACCUGGGGGUUCCUCUUGUCCCUAGAAAACUGACUGAGAAAGACUGUACUGCCUUGGUGGAGAAAAUCAAAGCUAAGUUGGGACACUGGUCCAACAGAUGA
Molecule: messenger RNA, 1782 nt
Organism: Hibiscus syriacus
Lineage: Eukaryota; Viridiplantae; Streptophyta; Magnoliopsida; Malvales; Malvaceae
Exons: 5
Coding region: 1-1782 (593 amino acids)
Source: RefSeq, a predicted model, not a curated record